GCCUCCGGGUCUCAGGAAGCUGUUUCAGCACUGACGUGGCCCGAGUCAUGUCUCCAUGAUGUGGAUGCUUCACGUUCUCCUUUACACUCUGCUCUAUAAUCGUAGCUCUGUGUGCAGCUAUGUAUGUCCAGAGAAAUGUGUGUGUGAACCGGCAGCGUCUGUGCAGUGUUAUAGGGUGCAGUCUGUACCCUUGGGCAUCGCAGGAGACGUGAGGAAACUGAACUUAGGAUAUAACCACAUAAAGGAGAUAAAGGGUAGAGAAUUGUCUGGCUUGCCAGGUCUUGAGGAAGUCAUCCUGUCAUCAUGUGGAGUGGAGCAGGUCGACGCCAACACAUUCAGGGCUCAGAAGCAUUUAAAAUCUUUGGAUCUCCAGAAGAACAAGCUGCGCCACCUCCCUCGUGGUCUUCCCUCCAGCCUCGAGAUCCUCCACAUGGGUCACAACCGGAUCCAUGUGCUGCAGGAGUCUGCUCUGCAUGGCCUGAAGCGACUUCAUGUGCUAAAUCUGCAGAAUAACAUGAUUACCACAGUGCGUGCCAACAUCCUCUCAGCACUGCUAAAGCUGGAGUUUCUCUAUCUGGAUGGUAAUAAAAUUGAGACCUUACAGGGGAGUCUCAGGUUGCCCGUGCUGAAUUUGUUUAGUCUGGCGAAUAAUAAGAUCUCAUCAGUCCCAUCAGCUUUCUUCUCAUCAUUGGGCCUUCUAAAGACUUUAGACUUGUCCUCAAACCUUCUCACCAAAGUUCCUCACAAUCUCCCACAAGCCUUGAUUCACCUGAACCUGGACAGAAACCAGAUCAGAUUGUUAAAAAGCCGUGAUCUGGCCCAACUGUGUGACCUAACGACUCUGUCUGCAUGCCACAACAGACUGGUGUCUGUAGACGGCGGUCUUCGGCUGCCCAAUCUCACCGUGUUGGAGUUGGCAGGUAACCAGCUGAGACUGCUGCCCAGCAGGCUGUCGACUAAACUUGAGAAGGUGGACUGUGGGCAGAAUCAGAUACAGGAAGUGACCCAUCAGCAGCUGUCUGGUCUGAGGCACCUGAAACAUCUCUUUCUGGAGAACAACACCAUCCGACAGUUUGAACCCAAUGCUCUGAGGGACUGUGUUCACCUCACCAACCUGGCUCUGGAGCAGAACCUCCUCUCCACCAUCCCACAUGGGCUCCCUGAAUCACUAGUACGCCUGGAUCUGAAAGGUAACCACAUUACCACAAUUCAGGACCGCGCCCUGAAGCCCCUCAAGCGGCUUCGAGUGCUGAAUCUGCGCAACAACCGGCUCUCCUCGCUGGCUGCCAUGAACCUUCUCCCCAGACUGAAGACUCUAUACCUAGAGGGAAACCUGUGGAACUGCACAUGCGAGCUCCUCAAGGUCAAAAGAGCGCUGCUGGCUCGGGAUGUGGAUAUAAGCACAGAAUUUUGCACUGAACCUGUCCAUUCAUCACUGGACAUUUGGCAAGCAUACAUCAUGGCCCAAGAGACGUGUGAGGAGCAGAACAGAGACUUCUUACCAGAAAGCCACACAGUAAACACAGACAAUGAGGAGUACGAUGACUAUGACUUUUAAUAUGCAGAAUAAAAACAGAAAGUUCAGUAAAUGUUAGAAUUACAAUGUGCAGUUCACUUUUUAUACAGUACAGGGAUUUUUUCCCCGUCACUAUGUAUCCGAGUGUAUGUAAUGCAUUUUUAGUGUGUUAUUUUUUUUAUUAUUAUUCUAAAGUCUAGACUCUAGAUUGACCAGGUUUAAGACUUCACCUACAGUAACCCAUUGAACCACCAGAGGACGCCACAGAUCUUAUUACUGUAACUCUACUUAAAUUCUUUUUUUCUACGCAUUAUUCCACAUUACAUUACUAAAUAAAUAAUUUUGUACAUUUUGUUA
Ictalurus punctatus (channel catfish) is the source of this 1873-nucleotide messenger RNA. Its product is annotated as nephrocan. Gene Ontology annotation, molecular function: protein binding. The record is from RefSeq and is a predicted model, not a curated record. The transcript has 3 exons. NCBI's taxonomy places the organism in Eukaryota, Metazoa, Chordata, Actinopteri, Siluriformes, Ictaluridae. Bases 56 to 1558 code for a protein of 500 amino acids.